Charadrius vociferus (killdeer) is the source of this 2571-nucleotide messenger RNA. It is a transcript of the gene TSR1, whose product is annotated as TSR1, 20S rRNA accumulation, homolog (S. cerevisiae). Gene Ontology annotation, molecular function: U3 snoRNA binding; GTP binding; GTPase activity. Gene Ontology annotation, biological process: ribosome biogenesis; endonucleolytic cleavage of tricistronic rRNA transcript (SSU-rRNA, 5.8S rRNA, LSU-rRNA); maturation of SSU-rRNA from tricistronic rRNA transcript (SSU-rRNA, 5.8S rRNA, LSU-rRNA). The record is from RefSeq and is a predicted model, not a curated record. Gene Ontology annotation, cellular component: preribosome, small subunit precursor; nucleus. Lineage: Eukaryota; Metazoa; Chordata; Aves; Charadriiformes; Charadriidae.
AUGGUGGCGGCGGGCGCUCACCGGCCCGGGCCGCUGAAGCAGCAGAACAAAGCGCACAAGGGCGGGAAGCACAGCGGGUCGUCUCAGCGCCGUGCUGGAGGGAAGGUGAGGGGGGGGGGGGCCCAGCCACGCCGGCGCAUCCGCGACCUCAGCAGGGUGGACCGGCGGCACCAGGCGCUGCAGCUCCGCCGGCAGCGCAAGGAGGCGGUGCUAGCAGAGAAGCGGAGCUUGGGCAGCAGGGAUGGGCCCCCGCACCUCGUGGUUCUGGUGCCACUGCACAGCAGGGCUGCAGCCCACGACACCGUCCACUUGCUGCAAAGCCAGGAGUCUGCUGUUGUCCGCAUGGAUGAGAGGAGAGCUGGUGGCUUUGCGCUCCUCUGCCCCCGACUCAAGCAGCGCUGGCGCUUCGUGACAGCACAGGCAGGGGACCUUCAUGCUGUCUUAGACCUAGCAAAGGUUGCUGACUCUCUCCUGUUCAUCCUGGAUCCUGACAAUGGCUGGGACAGCGCAGGGGAGUACUGCCUCUCCUGCCUCUUUGCACAGGGGCUCCCCAGUUAUGCUCUUGCUGUCCCAGGGGGCACUGACUUGCCACCUAAGAAGCGGAUAGAUGGCAGGAAGAAACUGGCCAAAGCCAUUGAGAAGCGCUUUCCAGAGGCCAAGCUCUUCCCCCUGAACACGGAGCAGGAGUCCUCGCUGCUGCUGAGGCACCUCGCCACCCAGAAGCAGCGGCAUCUUGCUUUUCGGGACAGACGGGCUCACCUGCUCGCCUAUGCUGCUGAGUUUGUACCCGGUCAGGAGAGUGACCUGGUUGGGACCUUGAAGGUGUCUGGCUUUGUCCGGGGACAGGCCCUCGACGUGAACAGCCUGGUGCAUAUUGUGGGGCAUGGAGACUUCCAGAUGAGCCAGGUGGAUGCCCCCCCCGACCCCCUCUCUUUGAACCCCCAAGUGGUUAAAGGACAGAAGAGGAAUCAGGACAUGGAGAUACAGGAUGACUCUGUAAAUGGUACGGAUGAGAUGGAGGAAGAUGUUAAGGUCCUGAUGAAGGCGGAUCCAAACAAGCAGGAGUCUUUGCAGUCAGAAGUGGUUCCUGAUCCUAUGGAAGGGGAGCAGACGUGGCCUACUGAAGAAGAACUGCAAGAAGCAGAGGCUUCUCUGAAGGCAAACAGAAAGGUGGUGAAGGUCCCCAAAGGCACAUCCAAGUACCAGGCUGCCUGGAUUGUGGAUGAUGAAGAAGAGGGCAGUCAGGAAGAUGACGAUGAAGAUGAUGACAUCGAUGAUGAUAUGAUGGAAGAGGCAGUUUCCCAGGAGGGGGAAAGCAGUGAGGAGGAAGAGGAACCUGCAGAGGAGGAAUGUGAGACCAUGACUGUUUCCGAGUGCUUGCGGGACGACCAGUAUGACGAGAAGGUGGAGGAAGAUGAACAGAUGCUGGAGAGAUACAAACAGGAGAGAAUGGAUGAAAUGUUUCCGGAUGAGGUGGAUACGCCACGUGACGUACCUGCCAGAGUCCGGUUCCAGAAGUACAGGGGGCUCAAGAGCUUCCGGACUUCUCCAUGGGACCCCAAAGAGAAUCUCCCAAGGGAUUAUGCCAGGAUUUUCCAGUUCCAGGACUUCUCCCGAACCAGAAAGCACCUCUUCCGGCAAAUAGAGAAGGAGGAGACUGAAGGAGCCUCGGUUGGCUGGUACGUUACACUUCAUGUCUGCAACGUCCCUGUCUCAGUGAUGGAGAGCUUCAUAGAAAGGAAGCCCCUAGUCCUGUUCUCACUGCUUCCCCAUGAACAAAAGAUGUCCGUGUUGAAUUUCCUGGUGCGGCGGCAUCCGAGCAACAGUGAGCCAGUGAGGGCAAAGGAGGAGCUCAUCUUUCACUGUGGGUUCAGACGCUUCCGAGCAUCCCCCCUGUUCUCCCAGCACACCUCAGCUGACAAGCACAAGCUGGAGCGUUUUCUGCGCCCGGAUGCUGCCCUGGUGGUGACUGUUUACGCUCCCAUCACUUUCCCUCCUGCCUCAGUGCUUCUUUUUAAACAGAGAAGUAACGGUAAGUUGUGACUCUGCCUUGCCGGAAUGCAUGACCUCAUUGCCACGGGUUCUCUGCUUUCCGUGGACCCGGACAGAAUUGUCAUCAAGCGUCUGGUGCUCAGUGGCCAUCCUUUCAAGAUCUUUACCAAGACAGCUGUCGUGCGAUACAUGUUCUUUAACAGAGGUACAGCCUCUCUGUGUGGUGGGAAGAGGGCAUGUGGAAGCAGAAGUCCUGCCCCUGAGAGAGCGUGUGUUGGUGCAGCAAAGCCUGUUCCUUACCUGCCUUUUGUGUUUUGAUCUCCAGAGGAUGUGAUGUGGUUUAAGCCAGUGGAGCUGAGGACAAAGUGGGGUCGUAGAGGACACAUCAAGGAGCCAUUAGGGACCCAUGGUCACAUGAAGUGCCACUUUGAUGGACAGCUAAAGUCCCAGGAUACGGUGCUGCUGAACCUCUACAAGCGCGUUUAUCCUAAAUGGACUUAUGACCCCCAUGUUCCAGAGCCCGUGCCAUGGGUGAGGAGCGAGAGUGCGCUGCUGGUGGAGGAGGUAGAAAUGGAAUAA